UAAUCGUCGUCAAUGUCCUGGUGGAUAUCCAUUAAUAAUAAAAAUAGAGGAAGAAAAAAAAGAAGAAGCAACUGUUAUUGUACAAACAAAUCUACAAAAACAAUUGUUGCUCUCUUUGUUACAUAAAUUAGAUUGGCAAGCACUUGUACAAACUGCUGCAGACCUCGGUAUCGAUUUGCCUCCAACUGUUUCUGAGAGCGACAAAGAUGAUGAACAUUUCUUGAGGGCAUUCCAAUCAGCAGUCCUAGACUUGGAUAUAAUGGAGGGGAAAUUGAUUUGCCCAAAAUGCCAAAGAGAAUAUCCUGUCAGCAAAGGCAUACCUAAUAUGCUCCUGCAGGAUGAUGAGGUGUAG
Molecule: messenger RNA, 352 nt
Organism: Eimeria maxima
Lineage: Eukaryota; Apicomplexa; Conoidasida; Eucoccidiorida; Eimeriidae
Exons: 3
Biological process (GO): peptidyl-glutamine methylation; rRNA (guanine-N7)-methylation; tRNA methylation
Molecular function (GO): protein heterodimerization activity
Source: RefSeq, a predicted model, not a curated record